CUUUUCUUUGUUCCGCUGUUUUCAUUUUCUGAGAUUUUUGACGUUUUCUGCCAUCACUGUUUCACUUCUUUCGAUUUUGAAUGAGCGACGAUCUCGACUACAACUUGUUCUGGCAGCAGCUCCAACAUCAGCACGGCGCACUCUACGAUGUUGCCCAGACCAACUGCUACGUGAUUUGCGUGCCGUGCACUGCUGUCUGGGCGGGCCUGCCGCUGACCGUCGCCGUGCCAAAGCCAAUCAUUGAAUCGCACAUUCUCAAGCCAUCGCCGUACUUUCACGGAACGUUCCACAGCUCGGCGCGCGGAAAGGAGCACAUUGAAAUCUCUAUUGAAGACGGACAUGUCGUCGUGCAGUCGCCGGCUGGGCUGGACGGCAAAGCUGCACUCACUGCUGCGAACGUCAAGUUCACCGCUGCUCAAUCCGUCGAGCCGUUCAAGGCCAAGAUCAUGUCCGAGGAGCUCUUCUAUAAUGCUCAGUACAAGCAAUUCCGUGUGCUGGUGCUGCAGGAUACGCUGAGCCCCGUCGAGGUUGCCGCGUUUCGACAGCAGAACGGACUCGGGUCUUCCGCGUCGUCCGCCGACAAGAGCAAGCGCAUGUCGCGCGUUCAUGAGUUUAUCAACUCGGGCGGAGCUCGUGACCCCCUGAUUGUGCGGAAAACACCAGCAGCGCACGCAGAGUUUCUCGAGGCAUUUCCAGAGAACGCGUCCGCCAUUGCGUCAGCAACCAACGCCAUCCAAGCCUUCAAUCGAGGCUAUGUUCUUGUCAAGGGGUAUCUUGAGCAUGCAUCGCGGAAGGUUGAGAUGCUGUGCGAGCAGUUUUAUGCGGAUUUAUUGGAUGGAAACCAGUUAUUCAGCUCCUCAAGAGAUGAUAGCAAAGUGCAAGAUGCCAUCCGACUUGCAGCAGAGAGCUUUAUAUUGGACGGAAUCCACACCAAGCUAUUUUCAGCACUUUGCGCGAUUGACGAAGAAGCCGACCUGCAGCUGCAUCACCGUUUGGCAGCGCUGGGCCCCUUGCUGCGCCCAGAUCAUCUGGGGAUUAAGCCCCAGUUCAUGUGCGACCUGCCAGAUGCUCUCAAGGAGCUAUCGCGGUUGGAUACGCUUCGCACGCCGACCGAAAAGCUCUGGUGUCUCAAAGACACGACCCAGAAAAUCGCCAACGGGGUUGCCGAGCAUUUCGCAGCCAAGGGUCGGAGUGCGAGUGAAGCGGUUGUAACUGCGGAUGAACUCAUUCCGCUUCUGGCCCGUGCCAUUGCCUUUUCAGCGCCGAUGCACUGGCAGGCAAACGUCGAGUACAUCCAGCACUUUCAAUUUACCGGUGCAUCUGUGCCAGAUUUAAAUUUCGCGAUGGUCUCGUGUCUAGCAGCACACUCGUUUUUGCAAAGUCCGCCACUCUUGAAGAUGACUGCGGGGCUGAAAGCAACCUCACCAGAAAUGCCGCGAUUGUCGCGUGGCGCAUCCGUGACUGCUGUGCGCGAUGUCAGUGAGCUUUGGUCGAACUCGGAACCGGCAGGCUCGGGUUCACCGGCCAGCGGUCGACGGGCAGACCUGGCUGGUAGCUCCGCAAGAGGCCCAGGCCGUUCGCUCUCGUCGCUCUCUCGCGCAAACAGCACCCAUCCCGCAGUCGCCCUGCCGGAAGACGCCUUGAGCGAUUUGCUCGGCAGUAGCAGCAUCAGUAGUAGCAGCAGUAGCAGUAGCAAUUAUAGCAGUAGCAGCAACAGCGGCAGCAGCAGUUAUCGAACGUACGCAUCUCCCAAUGCAGGUGUUGCAGCGCUCCAACGGCGAAGCACCUUGCCAACCAUUCGACCUCCGGAUGUGAUUUCAACCCCUCCGAUUGCAAGGCCGUCUCCAUCUCUGUCCAUGCGUCGCCCUGCCACCAAUGUGCUCCAGUCCAGUCCUGGCGACGGCGGUCCCGACCUGGGCGAUUUCCUCUCGGAUACUUCCGUGAGCUCGAGCUACUCGUCGCUUGGCCGCUGAAGGCGCCGUGGCUCGCUUUUGUCUGCUCGCUCUUGUACUUUUGUGUACCAUGUGCUGUCACUGAUGUAUUGAACAAACGCCCCUUUUGACACA
Messenger RNA from Capsaspora owczarzaki ATCC 30864, 2066 nucleotides. RefSeq lists its product as hypothetical. Gene Ontology annotation, molecular function: SNARE binding; guanyl-nucleotide exchange factor activity. Gene Ontology annotation, cellular component: early endosome; plasma membrane; transport vesicle. NCBI's taxonomy places the organism in Eukaryota, Filasterea, Ministeriida, Capsasporidae. The record is from RefSeq and is a predicted model, not a curated record. The transcript has 6 exons. Gene Ontology annotation, biological process: early endosome to late endosome transport. The coding region runs from base 81 to 1973 and encodes 630 amino acids.